GCUUGUGACAUCUAGACCUUUUGAAGUGAGAGCGCAAUUACCUAGAGGUAUGAUUCCAUCGAGCGGUUGCCGCUCUUCCUAGGCGCCACUACUAUUCCGUAUAACUACGCAACACAACUUGAACCCCCACUCCGGCACAUAGUAUGUAUGAUCCGACCCUGAUCGCCCAAUGUCUUGGGGAAAAACAUGUGGCUUCCCACAUUCCGUAUCGCCAAAUACCAGGUUUAUAUCUGGUAUCCUCUGAGUUAUUAUGGGUGUCAGAAAUCGAGUUCAGCCAACUCGGCACAUUGACUGAGCAUCAUCUCUUAUCCGGGUGUCAUUACUUCCAAUCACCUGGGACAACUACCUUUCCCACUUCCCUUGCCCUUGGAUCUACGGGCGCAAUGACCUCCCUCCUUUCGGAGUCCUUCCUGAACGCACAGAAACCGCACAAUGGAUAUUCAAGCCAGUGCCGGAUACAUCCCGGUCACCAGAAAUAAUGCUAUGCCGUGGUUGCCUCAACCAACAAAUGCUUCUUCGAGACGCCGGCCACCACUUUACAUCUACACUAGCCAAGGCCAAGGAGCUGGCCAGGCGAUCAAGGACGUAGCAGCUCUGAUCACAGUGCUUCUGAAAGAGACCACACCGGCUGAUGUUUUUGAACGACUGAAGCUGUAUGAAGCGAUCGGCAAUGAGCGAGCUGACACCAUAUUGACGGCCACAACUGGAAAAGGUCGUUUGAGAGGCAGUGAUAUAAGGAAGGGGAAGAACAUGGCGGGCUUUACUUGCCCCAAGAAACUCAAGAAAUACCAACAAAGAGAUCUGAGCCGGAUUGCCGGCUGUGUUUAA
This is a messenger RNA of Neurospora hispaniola, 828 nucleotides long. RefSeq lists its product as uncharacterized. The record is from RefSeq and is a predicted model, not a curated record. The transcript has 4 exons. Lineage: Eukaryota; Fungi; Ascomycota; Sordariomycetes; Sordariales; Sordariaceae. The coding region runs from base 433 to 828 and encodes 131 amino acids.